AAACUCAGCUUCUUCAUCAUCGUGACUAAAUUUCUAGGGUUUUGAAGAGUCUCUCUCGUCGCCGUUUGUUAUUCCUCUGUGAGCAAAUCGACGAAAUGGGUCACUCUAAUGUAUGGAACUCUCAUCCGAAGAAGUACGGUCCUGGAUCUCGUUUAUGCCGUGUGUGCGGGAACUCGCACGGUCUGAUCCGGAAGUAUGGUUUGAACUGCUGCAGACAGUGUUUCCGUAGCAACGCUAAGGAGAUUGGAUUCAUUAAGUACCGUUAAUCAAGCACCAACUUCAUGAUUGAUGCUUAAUGAUAUAAACAUGAAGGCGUCGAUGGGUAUGGCUUUUAAGCUUUUGUAGUUUUUGAAAUUUUUACUUUUGAGAACCAUUGUUAUUUUGGGAGUUAAUUAAGUUGUUGAACCUCAUUAAGCAUGUCUUAUUUUGGAUUAAUGAUGUUUUGGCUAUUCUCGUAUUUUUGUUUUAUCAGUCAAAUUUGACUAAGAAGAAUUUGCUUGUUAUUAGCUAUCACAAGAGUCUACCAAAAUCCCAUUUGAUUAAUGCGUCUCCAAUCCAAGUAAACGAGUGUCCAAUCUUCACGGGCUAAUUGUAGGGAAAUACACAAACUAGCCCUUACAAUCCAUCCAGCUCCUAUGUUUUUUGAUGGAUGAUUGCUUAAGGCUGCGACUGAAGUAAACAAGAUAGCAACAAAUAUGAAAAUCUAGAGAAGAGUCGAUGACUUCAAAACCGAACGGUAACAAAGCAAAAACACCUUAGAUCAUUUCUUAAAUUGCAAAUAGCUGAAACGCAAUAAAACAAUCAUAACGAAAAUGAAAUGCUUCA
Molecule: messenger RNA, 825 nt
Organism: Arabidopsis thaliana (thale cress)
Lineage: Eukaryota; Viridiplantae; Streptophyta; Magnoliopsida; Brassicales; Brassicaceae
Product: Ribosomal protein S14p/S29e family protein
Exons: 4
Coding region: 96-266 (56 amino acids)
Biological process (GO): translation
Cellular component (GO): ribosome
Molecular function (GO): structural constituent of ribosome; zinc ion binding
Source: RefSeq, marked reviewed